UCAAUCUAGAUUUCUGCUAACUUGAAAGCAUUAAUGGACAAGGAUAAUGGUAAGAUUUUGGUUACUUAUAAGCUGCUUAAAAUGCUAUUCUUUGAGGAGAACCAUAUCAUGAAACAUUUCGGUAUCUAAAAUAUGUGUAUUCGAAAAACUGAUAGAAAAGCUAAAGGAGACCUUCAAGCUUUAUUCUGAAGACAAAGGUGGUUAUAUCACCCAGGGACAAUUUGGAACCAUAAUGCGGUCUCAUCAUCAGAGCCCAACCGAGGCAUCCCUCCAGGAAAUCCUUGACGAAUUUGAAUCUCCUGAUGAAUUAAUCGACCUCCCAAAAUUCCUUAAUCUCAUGUCAAUGUAAUGCAGAGACCAUGACUCACAAGAAGACCUCGAAGAGACCUUCAAACACCCCACUCCAAACAACAACGAAUAACCCCACACAUCCCCACCUGCAUCACCCGACCACUCAUCCCCCAAAUCUUCCAACCAAAAAUUCAAUA
Moneuplotes crassus is the source of this 488-nucleotide messenger RNA. Lineage: Eukaryota; Ciliophora; Spirotrichea; Euplotida; Euplotidae. The record is from the annotation of a GenBank genome assembly.